GUUCCAAACCUGUUUUUUAACAAUGCUCCACAUGCACUUUUCGUCCACCACAGCAUUCAGUUCUGGUAGUGUUAGCUUUGUUGAAAUGUUGUAGUUUACGCGUGUGCGUCGAGUUUUGUUUUGUAAUUGUUUUUUCGAAGCUUUUUUGGAUUUUAGUUGAUGUGUUAAAGCAGAAAAAAUGGCUGAUGAAGGAUCUGGUCGUGCUAGGGGUAAAGCUAGAGGAAGAGCUCGGGGACAACAAGCUGCUGGUGACCAGGCAACUAGGAGACCUGGAGGCGAACCAGUUCAAGAAAGAGCAGCUCCGGCUGCUGGACAUCCUGGGCCUAAUGGAGCUGGUGGGCGUAGAACACACAGGGGUGCACCGCGCGUCGAUCCUGUGGGUCCUGAACGUGUCGAAGCGAUAACGGAAGCCAUGGCUGCUGCUGCAGUGAGCUCAGAGAUGGGAGGUAGAGGACGCAGCCGAAGAGGCAUGGAUGGAGGUGAUGAUAAUACACGUCCCGCCCAUUGUCAGGACAAGAGAGGAUCAUCUGGUACUGGAAUAGCGCUCUACGCUAACUUUUUUGAAGUGUUGUCGAAACCUACUUGGUGUGUCUUUCAGUACCAUUGUGAGUUUUCUCCCGUAGUAGAGAGCUCGCGCAUGAGAAGGUCAUUUAUGCGAGAACAUAAAGAAAAGUUCGGAGACUGUUACAUUUUCGAUGGCAUGUCUGAUCUCAAAACUGUAACACAGCUUGGUGAGGGUGCUGAAUUCUUUUCUCAACGAAGAACGGACGGUGAGAACAUUCGUAUAACAGUAAAGCGUGUCGCUGAACUCGCUCCUAACCACCCUGAAUUGGGUAGAUUAUUCAAUACACAAAUGAGGAGGAAUUUACAACAUUUGAAGUUUCAACUGUUAGGUCGACAUUAUUUUGAUCAAAAUGCAGUGUCAGAUGUACAACAGUACAACUUGCAAAUAUGGCAGGGUGUCAUAACAAGUAUCAGACAGCAAGAAGAAAAAUUGAUGUUGUCUGUUGAGACUACUCAUAAGGUAGUAAGAAAAGAAACUGCUUUGGAGAUAAUAAAAAACAUAGUAAGUCAAGCCGGACCAGAGUACAAGGAAAUAGUAGCCAGAGAUUUAGUUGGAGCUAUAGUCAUGACAAGGUACAACAACAGGACUUACAGAAUUGAAGACAUAGAUUGGAAUCUGAAUCCAACUAAGACUUUCGAAUCAAAAGAAGGGCCGCUGGAAUAUGAAACAUACUAUAAACGGCAAUAUGAUAUAGAGAUAAGAGACAAAAAGCAACCACUUUUGUUUUGUACUUCAAAAGAACGUGAGGUUCAAAAAGGUGCAGUGGAGUCAAAGAAGAUAUAUCUUAUUCCCGAAUUAUGCUGCAUGACAGGGCUCACGGAUUCAAUGAGAAACAACUUCCAACUCAUGAAGGAGCUUGCGAAUCAUACUAAACUUGAUCCUGCCACUCGUGUGAGAAAUUUGAACACUUUCAUUCGUCGUGUUAAUCAAAAUGAAAAUGUUGCUAGUGAUAUGAAAGCAUGGGGUCUUAAAUUUGAUGAUAACUUAGUUAGAUUUCAAGGACGAGUUGUUCCUCCUGAAGAUAUCAUUAUGAGAGGUGGAAAGGCAUCUUACGAUCAAAAAUCUGGUGAUUUCACUAGAGAAAUGCGUGGUAAACCCAUGUACUCUUCAGUUAACUUAGAGAAUUGGGUUCUUAUUUGUACCAAAUUUGAUGAACCUAAAGCAAAUGAUUUCUUGUCCAACUUAUAUAAAGUAGGUCCACCAAUGGGGAUGAGAAUUUCACCACCUCAAGUUGUUGUUAUUCAAGUGGACAGAAUAAACAAUUUCCUUCAAGCAUAUCGAGAAAAUGUGCGCAGUGGAGCUCAAUUAGUUUGUUUUAUUGUUCCAAAUAACAAGAAAGAAAGAUAUGAUGCUUUGAAGAAACAUACCUACCUCGAUAACGCACUUGCUAGUCAAGUCAUUGUUGCAAGAACUUUAAGCAAGAAGCCAAUGUUGAUGUCAGUUGCUACAAAAGUUGCAGUUCAGAUGAAUUGUAAAUUGGGUGGAGAACCAUGGGCCAUGACCAUUCCAUUCAAAGUGCCUUUGAUGAUAAUAGGUUAUGACACCUAUCAUGACUCUUCAAAAAAAGGACGUUCUGCGGGUGCCUUUGUUGCUAGUUUAAAUCAGAACUGUACUAAGUGGUAUUCAAGAGUUUCCUUCCACUCUGCCGGAGGGUGGCAUGAACUGUCUGAUCAUUUGAAAGUAAACUUUACUGCUGCUCUUAAGAAAUUCUAUGAAAUAAACAAAACAGUGCCAGAGUUGAUCUUAUUCUACAGAGAUGGUGUUGGUGAUGGUCAAAUACGAUAUGUACGAGAAUGGGAAGUCAAACAAUUUGUUGGAGUCAUCAAUGAGACUAUUGGACAACAAAGAGGAACAAGGUAUGCUUUUAUUGUGGUUAAUAAGAGAGUGAAUGCAAAAUUCUUUGCUCAAGCUGGAAAUUCUUAUUCCAACCCCCCUCCAGGAACAGUAAUUGAUAAUACUGUUACACGACCCGAUCGGUAUGACUUUUUCCUAGUAUCACAAAGUGUUCGCCAAGGUACUGUUGGUCCAACUAUGUACAACGUUAUUGAAGAUACUAGUAAUUUGAAACCAGAGUAUAUUCAAAGAUUGUCUUACAAAAUGACCCAUUUGUAUUACAACUGUCAGGGCACCAUCAAAGUACCAGCUCCAUGCCAGUAUGCUCAUAAGCUGGCUUUCCUUGCUGGUCAGUCUCUUCAUCAAGCACCCAGAGAAGAACUCUCAGACACCUUGUACUAUUUGUAAAAGGUUCUGGUGCAUUGCAGUGCUGGAAGUUCAUUUACCAUUGUGUUAAGUUUUUUGUUUUUCAUUUGAAACAAAGGAACAUUUUCCAAAACAUCAUCAAGCUUUGAUGUUAUUUCCUAAUUUUUUUCAAAAUUUUGUGAAAGUGUCUUUUUAUAUAUUGCAUUUACAUAAACAGUCAUUUGGACGUUACAUUAAUGUAACCAGUCAUUUGUAGAAAGAAGAGUUAUUCUAUCAACAUGGUAACUUUUCCGAGCCAUUGUUAAUAAAAUAUUUUUAAAAA
Messenger RNA from Uloborus diversus, 3086 nucleotides. RefSeq names its product piwi-like protein 1. The coding region runs from base 179 to 2806 and encodes 875 amino acids. The record is from RefSeq and is a predicted model, not a curated record. Gene Ontology annotation, cellular component: P granule. Gene Ontology annotation, molecular function: protein binding; piRNA binding. Lineage: Eukaryota; Metazoa; Arthropoda; Arachnida; Araneae; Uloboridae. Gene Ontology annotation, biological process: regulatory ncRNA-mediated gene silencing. The transcript is spliced from 19 exons.